Marmota flaviventris (yellow-bellied marmot) is the source of this 2107-nucleotide messenger RNA. Its product is annotated as zinc finger protein 398-like. Gene Ontology annotation, molecular function: DNA-binding transcription factor activity, RNA polymerase II-specific; RNA polymerase II cis-regulatory region sequence-specific DNA binding. Gene Ontology annotation, biological process: regulation of transcription by RNA polymerase II. The record is from RefSeq and is a predicted model, not a curated record. Lineage: Eukaryota; Metazoa; Chordata; Mammalia; Rodentia; Sciuridae.
GCGACAGUGACUUCCGAGCCUGACUAUACAGCGCAGGACCAUGGCCCAGGCGGCUCCGGAUUGGCACCUGGGGAGUAACCUCCAGCGAGAGGCCCAGAUUCAGUCUGCAGAGAUCUCCCUUCUGGCCAUCCUGGCUGCUGUUCAGGCUGUGGAGAAGAAGAUAGAAUCCCAGGCUGUCCAGCUUCAAGGCCUGGAAGUGAGAACAGGGAUAGCUGAGAAGAAGCUGGCUGACUAUGAGAAGACAACUGUGGAGUUCAGCAACCAACUAGAGGGCAAGUGGGCCGUGCUGGGGACCCUGCUGCAGGAGUACGGGCUGCUGCAGCGGCGGCUGGAGAACCUGGAGAACCUGCUGCGCAAUGGGAGCUCUUGGAUCCUGCAGCUGCCCCCUGGCAGCAAGGGGGAGGCACCCAAGGUGCCCAUGACAACUGAAGAGGUGGCCAUGUGUUUCUCAGAGCAGCAGAAGGGUAGCUUACAAGAGCGGAAGAAGGCGCUCUGCAAGCAAGUGGCAAAGGAAAGCUGCAAGACUCUGGGCUCUCCAGACACCAAACCAGAGCACGUGACCCCAGUGGAGAGGGGAGAUGAGGUGGGCAGCCACAGCCUGCCCAGUGCAGAGGGCAGCAAGAGCCCAGGCACUGAAACAGAACAGCUGGGAUCUCCCCCAGGCAGUCUGCCCUGGAUCAAGCAAGAGGAAGAAGAAUGUGGGAGGAACCUGCAGGAGACGACCACUGCACACCCUGCACUCCCGUGCUCAGCACAGACCUGGCUAGCCAGCAAAGAGAAGAACAGCCUGGAUGGGGAGUCCGAGGUCCUGAAGCCAGCCUGGGCAGCUGAAGGGGGACCUGGCAAGGAGGACGUGCAGGGGGGCACUUGUGGAGAUCUGCCUCAUGCCACAAGGGAAAAAGAGAUGACCUCCUGCCCUCCAGGUCCCCAGAGCCAGGCUGUGCCAGAGCAGUGCUGGCCCUGUGCUGAGCAUGCCCAGAACUUCAGCAACAGCCCCAUGACAUGCAGUGCACAGCAGGCGUGCUCACACCACGACCCCCAGCCCUUCACCUGUGUGCCGUGUCCCAAGAGCCUGCCGCAGCAGGCUGCCUUCACCAGCCACAGCAGUGCGCACACAGCCCAGCGUGCCUACACCUGUGCCCAGUGUGGCAAGAGCUUUGUUCAUCAGUCGACGCUCACCACACACUACCGCACGCACACUGGGGAGAAGCCAUAUGAGUGCGCCGAGUGCGAGAAGCGCUUUGGCCGCCUGUCCACGCUGCUGGAACACCGUCGCACACACACCGGCGAGCGGCCGUUCCCAUGCACGCAGUGUGGUCGAUGUUUCGGCCGUCUGUCCACACUGGUGGAGCAUCGUCGCACACACACGGGUGAGAAGCCCUUCCCAUGUACACAGUGUGACAAGCGAUUCACACGCCUGGCCAACCUGACUGUGCACCAGAGCGUGCACUCCGGGGAGCACGCCUUCCAGUGCACCCAGUGUGGCAUGUGCUUUGCACACAAGCCCACCUUUCUGCAGCACCUGCGUGGCCACUCACAGGAGAAGCGCUUUACCUGUGGCCAGUGUGGCAAGAGCUUCAGCUGUCGCUCAUGGCUCAUGCGCCACCAGGGCAGCCAUGCCAGCCAUUCGUCCUCUGCUUGUACAGCUUGGGAGAGAGGCUCUCCAAAUCCUGAGCCACCCACAGGCCUCCUUAGAGGUGCACCAUGGGGAAGGUCCCCCAGUGACCCUUCUGUUCCACCCAGAUCCGAGGAUAUUGGAACUGAGUGGGACCACAGGGUGCACCCUGGGGGCAGUCAGCUGAGUGGCAGUGAUCAGGAAGAUUUGCGAGGGUCCCUGCAUAGUUUUCUUUCUAGUGUGAAGAUGGAGAAUGCUGGGUAGCACCCAGAGAGCUCCCUAAGGUGACUACUGAGGACACAGAGAUCCUGAGUGCCCCUUGGAUCCAAGCUACCGCUCUUAAGGGGAGCAUGUUGGUUCUGUGGAGUGUAUGGUGCUGCCCGGUAGGACUUGCCGGGGGGCUGUUCUUCCAGGGACUGAGUAGACAAAGUGCCCAGAAGACUUCUUGCUGCAAGGAGGCUAUGUGGGGGACUGGAGGCAGGGCCCUCUGUA